AUGUUGCUUCAACAGAUUCUCAUCAUAACUUGUGCCAUCUUUCGGCCAACCUUCUCGAUGCCCAUGGAAAAAUCGGUUGCAAAAGCCGCAACGGAGGAAGCUGGUCUAGGAGACUCGCGCACCGUUGCUGAUCAAGUGAUGUUUCCGGAAAACGCACCAAGCCGUGGAUCAAAAGCAAACGCGAAUGAGGAGCUCUCCGGCGACAGAGUGGAAAAGCCACAGACUGGCAUCUUAGCUGCACAAGCCUGCACAAAGCAGGGGGCGAAUCUAAGAUCCUCGCGCGUCGAAACGGACCAUCCGGAAACGGCACAAACCCGUUCAUCCGCCAAUCAAGUAGUUGUUCAUGAAGAAAUCGUCGACGACACUACGGGUAGAUCAAGCGGUCUUCCAGAGCCCAAAGAUUCUGUAGACUCGGAAACCUCUGACUCUGAGUCUGAAUCAGAGGCAGCAAUCCGCCCUGAAGAUGCUGCUGAGAUCGCCAGAUUCGAAGAGGAAAAAAAAAUGCGACUUCGGCUUCUCAUUGCACCACUCUUUCCUGCUCUGAUCAGCGGUUACGCCUUGGCCAUGUACGCAUCCAAGGUUGAUAAUCCAGCCCCUGCCGAUUUAAUUUUCGUCACUGGCUUAAUCGCUUGGGUCUUUGGCAUUAGUGCGAACAUAAUGGCUUCCGUUUAA
This is a messenger RNA of Puccinia triticina, 672 nucleotides long. RefSeq lists its product as uncharacterized. Bases 1 to 672 code for a protein of 223 amino acids. The transcript is spliced from 3 exons. The record is from RefSeq and is a predicted model, not a curated record. Lineage: Eukaryota; Fungi; Basidiomycota; Pucciniomycetes; Pucciniales; Pucciniaceae.